AUGACCCACUUGCGAACCAUCCCGAAUCCCAUCAAUUUCUUCGAAUCGAGAGCAGAACCAGAAGUACACAGCGAUAGUGACCAGAAAGAUUGGGACCAAGUAUUGAUUCGCCUGGACAUGCCGAAUCCAGGUCUUAGGGAACGUGGGGACGAACCCGCACAGAAUUUUGCAUUCCAUGCUGAGAUGUUGGAGGGUGACAACGCGAAAUGGGAAAGUGGACAGGAGAUCGGGAAACCGUCGAUGUUUGGAGGGGUCUAUAGAGUUGAGGCUUUCAUCAGCGUUGGCCAGGCUCUUCGACAUACUCUCUCGCCUGUCCACCUUUAUAGAGGGCAAGUUAAGGAGUGUCGUGACUGCGACUCCUGCCCCAAAGGUUUCCGGCUCAAGAAUUUGCUUGUGGGAGAGAGACGGCGCGCCUUCUGCAUUGGUGACAAGCUUUCAUCCCAUAUGCUCAGGAGGAGAAGAGGGUCUAUCUUUGAGAGCCAGGAAUUAGGCAAUCAAAGUAACCUUGGGAGGCUAGAAUUACGGAAGCGUGUGGUUGCCGGGAUGCAUACAUUGCAGUUGCCUACGUUCGAGGGUUGCCCUCCCCUGUCACCCAUAGAGACGGUGUCAAUGCAACCCCUAGACCUUCACCUAAUCUGUUACCACCUCGCCGCCGGGGCCCUCUCGAAUGUGGUCAGUGAGAUGGACCUCAUGUGUGCUAUUGCGCAACUGGUCGGCGCAGUGGUCCAACGCAUGCGAGAACGCAGCACGCCAAAAGCAGGGUUAGCGGGAGUGUCUUUAAUGUGGUUAGGGGAAGCGGGGUAA
This is a messenger RNA of Lindgomyces ingoldianus, 804 nucleotides long. RefSeq lists its product as uncharacterized. The transcript has 3 exons. The record is from RefSeq and is a predicted model, not a curated record. The coding region runs from base 1 to 804 and encodes 267 amino acids. NCBI's taxonomy places the organism in Eukaryota, Fungi, Ascomycota, Dothideomycetes, Pleosporales, Lindgomycetaceae.